Messenger RNA from Ascochyta rabiei, 375 nucleotides. RefSeq lists its product as uncharacterized. Bases 1 to 375 code for a protein of 124 amino acids. The record is from RefSeq and is a predicted model, not a curated record. The transcript has 3 exons. NCBI's taxonomy places the organism in Eukaryota, Fungi, Ascomycota, Dothideomycetes, Pleosporales, Didymellaceae.
AUGCCUUCGCCGUUCCACCAGAAGUAUUCCAGCCAGAGCCAUAAAGCCUACGGAGACAGCACAGUACCAGCUAUGCCUGAAGCUCCCAAGGAAGAUGCUCAGCGCCGAGGCUCAGACGGCUCGAUGGUAGAACCUUCAUCUCCAGAUGGACGUCGCAGAUCGUCUGCUGCGCAGCGCUACGGCAACCUUGAGAUGCUUAAGAGACCUACCGACCAGGCAAGUGUCGAGAGGCGUGCAUCACUACACGAUUCAUAUGGGAAGCCGGGUUUCCUUGGGUCGAUGUGGAACAACUUCACCCGUGGACCUGCAUCCGCUAGUCCUCCAGCAGCACCGAAAGCUGCCGAGCCGAGAGACAUAACGACCCUUCGUGGUUAA